UAGCAACAAAAACAGACAGCUUUUACAAAAUAACUACUCAAACCCUCCUCUCCCCAGAUGCCCUGUAUGCUGUUCCUUAUUACAAAAACAAGAUGGAAGAGGUGAACCGACGUUCACUGAAUCUGAAUUUCACAGCAGAGUCCGCUCAACUUGAGAGAAUUUUGCUGGGGAGACACCGCCCCACUGUCAGGGAGGAGAAGGUGGAGAACUCUGCUGACUGUAACAUGAGCAACGUUAACUGGGUUGUUAGCAAAGACUUUACGAUCGAAGUGGGGAAAAGGCAGAUUGGGGAGUAUAUUAAAACCUGGGAGAUGCCGCCCUGCUGGCUUUACAGUCUGGACUUCCUUUACUCAACCGAGGAGGAGCAUCAUACAUUCUACCACUACCGGGCCCGUUUUAGUACCUCGACCCCGCGGAAGCCGAUUCAGGGGACAGCUGGCGUCUACUUCGUCGUGGACAUUUCUAAAGUCAAACCCCCAACUCUGCCCGUGGAGGUGCACUUCAUAGUAGAGUCAAACAGGCUGGUUCACACACCCGGCAUGACCAGGUUCAAGGAGAAGUGGCUGGCGGACGUUAUUGAGAGCAAGACUUUGCUCCGUAGAGCGUUUGACCUCUCAACCAACUGACAACAGACACUGCCGAACCACCCAGAAGGAGUCAUGUUCUGGAUCCUUCCUAAAACACUAACUCAAGUUACAUGCAACUUGCUAUGUGUUACAUUAAAUCCUACAGGAUGGCUUUGAAUUUUA
Messenger RNA from Micropterus dolomieu (smallmouth bass), 749 nucleotides. It is a transcript of the gene akap14, whose product is annotated as A-kinase anchoring protein 14. The transcript has a single exon. Gene Ontology annotation, molecular function: protein kinase A regulatory subunit binding. NCBI's taxonomy places the organism in Eukaryota, Metazoa, Chordata, Actinopteri, Centrarchiformes, Centrarchidae. The record is from RefSeq and is a predicted model, not a curated record. Gene Ontology annotation, cellular component: cAMP-dependent protein kinase complex. Bases 93 to 626 code for a protein of 177 amino acids.